AUGGAUCCUGACGUUCCUGUGGCAUUGGCGGGCGACUCGCCGUACUAUCGACUCCAAUCGUCGAUCUGUGUGGACGAGGAGCUGGAUUUGUUGAUGCUGUUCGGCGGGUUUGACCAGGACGAUAUCAUUGACGACCAUGUGUAUCUAUUGGACUUGAAGGCGAACAAAUGGCUGGACAGUCGCAAAUGCGGCAUCUUUAGAGAAGGCCACUCGAUGACCAGCUUGUCGAGCGGGUCUGUUCUUGUAUACGGCGGGUUGGCGGUCGACGACCAGUACCAUCAGCAUUUGGCCGGGCAAAAUGCGGUCUUGAACGGACUACCCAUGUUGAUCUAUAAUAUGGUUGACGACGUGUGGACCAGUCCGGAGUCGAGAUCGCCCGACAAUGGCUCGCGGUUGGAACCGAUUUCCAUCUCCAGACACUCGACGUGCUUAUCAAGGGACAGAUCCAAGGUUUACAUCAGUGGAGGCUACAACGUGGUGAUCAAGGAGGAACCCGUGAAUGAUCUGUAUUGCUACGAGUUUGCCACCAACAAAUGGGACCGACGCACGUUCGUGAGCAGAUUCGACCAUUUCGUGUACGAAUCCGGGAACAAGAUCUGGUCGUUUGGUGGUUUGUCUAAACAGAUGAACCAUGUCAAGAAAAUAUCCAUGUUUGAUCUCGAUAACAACGCUGUUGGCGAGCUCAAGCUCAGCAACAUGCCCAAAAUGCUCACGGGAAACCACACGUAUCUCAAGAUCUCGGACCAUAAAGUACUGGACAUUUUCACCUCGCAAUGGUCGUUGGACCAAGAAACCAUUAAACCCUCGAUUGGUCUGUUUGACCUCCAAAAGACAAAAUAUAUCCCGCUCAUCACCGGAAGUCUAAAUCUUCUAACGAAAUUCCGCUGGAGACACUUCUUCAUUCAUAACGACAGUCUUUGCAUGCUGGGAUACCCGCUGACCCCAGAAACUAACGAUACCUCUUACGACUAUAGAAUGACACAUUUGAUGAAAAUACCCUUGGCCAAUCUCGGGGCCUCCACGAAAACCGACACCGGGAGCACAGACGUUACAUUACUGAGCAGUUUUCACCGGCUAUAUAACCACAACAGCUUCACCGACUUCAGGAUCGUGGCUAUCAAUUCGUUCACCAGACCAGAAGACGAUAACGACAUGUACGAACGCAGCGACCCGAUCAACGUCCACAAGCUGGUUUUGAUCACCCGCUGGCCGUACUUCAAGAAACUGUAUGAGUCAGGAAUGGCGGAGUCGCAGUUAAACGAGAUGUUCAUCCCAGAGCCUGUUGGGUGGGUCAGCAGACUGGUUGAGUAUUUCUACACCAACAGCAUUGACAAUUGCACAAUUGACGAAAUGAGUGGACUACUACUGCUCUCAGAGAUGUAUGAGCUUUCAGAACUUAAAUCGAUGCUUCUGAGUCAAAUAUAUGCCGACGGAUUCAAGUUGAACACCAUCUUGGAAAUAUGGAAAAUAGCAGUCUAUCUGGACGAUCCAAUCCUGAGAUCCAACUGCGAGUCGUUCAUUUUCCAGAAUUGGGGCAAGCUGGUGAAAACCAGUUCGUUCAAGAAACUCGACAAGCAGUACAUCCUGAGACUGUUUGAAGGUCUGGACAACGAGAGCAAAAUCGUGUCUGACGAGGCAAUGCAACGGAAGGUCAAGUUUGAUGACGAGCCUUUGUCGACCGUUUCCAGUACGUACCGACGUGUUUCCAGCCGAUCGCCGCAGUCCAUCAUUGUGGAAGAGGACGAUCCGCAGCUGUUUAGUCAUUCGAAUCAAACGGUUGAUGAAGAGAUGGACGAAGAUGACGACGAAUGGUGA
Molecule: messenger RNA, 1815 nt
Organism: Ogataea philodendri
Lineage: Eukaryota; Fungi; Ascomycota; Pichiomycetes; Pichiales; Pichiaceae
Exons: 1
Coding region: 1-1815 (604 amino acids)
Molecular function (GO): protein binding
Source: RefSeq, a predicted model, not a curated record